This is a messenger RNA of Arvicola amphibius (Eurasian water vole), 3862 nucleotides long. RefSeq names its product switching B cell complex subunit SWAP70 (gene Swap70). NCBI's taxonomy places the organism in Eukaryota, Metazoa, Chordata, Mammalia, Rodentia, Cricetidae. The record is from RefSeq and is a predicted model, not a curated record. Bases 309 to 1790 code for a protein of 493 amino acids. The transcript has 12 exons. Gene Ontology annotation, cellular component: nucleus; cytoplasm.
CGGGUCAGGUCCGUCGGGGCAGCGCGGCCGCAGCCAUGGGGGGCCUGAAGGACGAGCUGCUCAAAGCCAUCUGGCACGCCUUCACCGCGCUCGACCUGGACCGCAGCGGCAAGGUCUCCAAGUCGCAGCUCAAGGUCCUUUCGCAUAACCUGUGCACGGUGCUGAAGGUCCCACAUGAUCCCGUUGCCCUUGAAGAGCAUUCAGGACGACGAUGAAGGGCCUGUCUCCAACCAGGGCUACAUGCCAUAUUUAAACAAGUUCAUUUGGAAAAGGUCCAGGACAACUUUGACAAGAUUGAAUUCAAUAGGAUGUGUUGGACCCUCUGUGUCAAGAAAAACCUCACAAAGAAUCCACUACUCAUUACAGAAGAAGAUGCAUUUAAAGUGUGGGUCAUUUUCAACUUUCUGUCUGAGGACAAGUAUCCAUUACUUAUUGUGCCAGAAGAGAUUGAGUACUUGCUUAAGAAACUUACAGAAGCUAUGGGAGGAGGUUGGCAGCAAGAACAGUUUGAACAUUACAAAAUAAACUUCGAUGACAGUAAAGAUGGCCUUUCUGCAUGGGAACUUAUUGAGCUGAUUGGAAAUGGACAGUUUAGCAAGGGUAUGGAUCGUCAGACAGUGUCCAUGGCCAUUAACGAAGUCUUCAAUGAGCUUAUUUUAGAUGUGUUGAAACAGGGCUACAUGAUGAAGAAAGGCCACAAAAGGAAAAACUGGACCGAGCGGUGGUUUGUGUUAAAACCCAACAUCAUCUCCUACUACGUGAGUGAGGACCUGAAAGAUAAGAAGGGAGACAUCCUCCUGGACGGGAAUUGCUGUGUGGAGUCUCUGCCUGACAAAGAUGGAAAGAAAUGUCUUUUCCUAAUAAAAUGCUUUGAUAAGACCUUUGAAAUCAGCGCUUCGGAUAAGAAGAAGAAACAAGAGUGGAUUCAGGCCAUCCAUUCUACCGUCCACCUGCUGAAGCUGGGCAACCCCCCGCCACACAAGGAAGCCCGCCAGCGUCGGAGAGAGCUCCGGAGGAAGCUGCUAGCGGAGCAGGAGGAGCUGGAGCGGCAGAUGAAGGAGCUCCAAGCUGCUAAUGAAAAUAAGCAACAGGAGCUGGAGAGCGUGAGGAAGAAACUGGAGGAAGCGGCAUCUCGUGCCGCAGAUGAAGAAAAGAAACGCCUGCAGACGCAAGCCGAACUACAGACCAGGUUCAGCACGGAGCUGGAGCGGGAGAAGCUGAUCAGACAGCAGAUGGAGGAGCAGGUUGCUCAGAAGUCCUCGGAGCUGGAGCAGUAUCUGCAGAGGGUUCGGGAGCUGGAAGACAUGUACCUGAAGCUGCAGGAGGCCCUGGAGGACGAGAGGCAGGCCCGGCAGGAUGAGGAGACGGUGCGCAAGCUUCAGGCCAGGUUGUUGGAGGAAGAGUCUUCUAAGCGGGCAGAGCUGGAAAAGUGGCACCUGGCCCAGCAGCAGGCCAUUCAGACAACAGAGGCGGAGAAGCAGGAGCUGGAGCAGCAGCGUGUCCUGAAGGAGCAGGCGCUGCAGGAGGCCAUGGCGCAGCUGGAACAGCUGGAGCUCGAGCGCAAGCAGGCGCUGGAGCAGUACGAGGGAGUUAAAAAGAAGCUAGAGAUGGCAACUAAUACGACCAAGAGUUGGAAGGACAAAGUGGCCCAUCACGAGGGAUUAAUACGACUGAUAGAACCAGGUUCAAAGAAGCCUCACCUCAUCACCAACUGGGGGCCUGCAGCAUUCACCCAGGCGGAGCUGGAGGAGAGAGAGAAGAGCUGGAAAGAGAAGAGGACCACGGAGUGACAGCUCUCCCUGUGGCCACUGCAGGCACAGUCAUCAGUGAGGAGUCCCCCUCCAGGCCCAGACAAGGACACUGGCUUUGCUGCUUCUAACCGUUCUUCCCUCAGGACUGCAGGGAGUCCGUGUCCCGAGGAUGCUGUAUUUACCUUCUAGCACUGUCUCAGCCUUCCUGGGCGAGAACAUAGGCACAGGUGUGCCUAGGGCCACCGCCACUGCCACCUUCGCAGCCCUUGCAGCCGUUGGUCUCCGUCAGCUCCCUCCUCAGGCAGUAUAUCUCUUCUGCUGAUUGGCUGGUCUGUUUGCCUUUUCCAGUCAGGGGACAUGGCAAGUCACAACAAGUUCCUUGUUGGUGCUCUGACCAGUUACUGCCCUUGUAGACUGGACAUACGCAGUUGGUGAAGCUCCCCAGCUUCUGCUUCCCUGAGCAUCGUGCACCUGGCAGGCUUCAUUUGCGUUCCCUUCCCCGCACCUCAGAACAGACCGGACCCUGGCCCAGUGUCUCAACCCAGCUCCCUGGUCAUUCUGUCCCCAGCCCUCGUCCAGGAGCGAAAAUGCUGUUGACUGGCAGAGGGGCUAACUUGAAGUCAGUGGUGAUUGUGUGGACAGGGGGAAGCUGUAUGUGGGCUGGUCAGAUGUAGAGUAUCACAGGAUAACGGAGCCCUUGUUUUAUCCAGGCUGGGUUUGUGGCUUUCACUAGGACUGUGUCUGCUUCUCCCUCCUCUGUGGGUGACGCAGGGCAUGGUUUCUGUGCUUCCUGUUUGAGGGUAUUGAGGAAGGUUUUCACCCUAGUCUGGUCUGGGAUUGAGAACAGUAAGUCAGCCUUCUCACGCUCUGUGAGCACAGUGGACGUGGACAGCCACGAUGUUCUACACUGUAAAUAGGAAGGUGAUGUCCAAGUUACAGAGAAGGUGGCAUUCAGUAACAGAGCAGAGAAUCCGAGUGUCCUGGUCCAGCCUUGCUGUGGGGCAGAGAGGAGGCCAUUCCGGUGUGUGCAAGUCUGGAGAUAGACUUCAGUGCUCCUGGUAUUUACAUAAGGACCAGAUAGAAUUCCACAAACCUCUACCUUUCAUGACUGGAAAACAUUUGCCAAUGGAAGUCUUACAAUUUUUUCUUAAGAUUUUGGGCUGCUUAAUAAAAGUGUAAUUCUGUUUAAUGUUUAUAGUUGCCUCCGUAAAGUUUAGAUUUGUAUGCAGAAUGUCACUAUCUGGAGCCUUCUUAGCUUAGCAGCUAAUUCGGGUGUGGUUUUCUUCCUGGUCAAUAGACCACCUCACUCACCCAUCUUCCUUGUUGGCGCUGCUGGGCUAUCAGACUGAGGGGACCAGGGCCUCCCCUGUGGCUUAAUGGUGUCUCCCAGGGGAUUUCAGUAUCCCUGGACAGAACGAGGAGAAGAAACGGCAAGGUUUGGACGGGUGUGAAAUCUCAGGAUGGCAGCGCAGGCCUGGGAGUCUCAGGGAGAUGGGUGAAGGGACUGUUAUGUCUUGGCUGGCAAACUAUUCCUCCUUAAACCUGACGAGGCAGGGCCUGCAGCUUCUGUGGCCAUCUUUGUCUGGCUUGGGUGCAGCCCCGAAUAUUGCCUGCUUCCUGGUCGUGCCUUGCUGUGUGGGCUGUGCAGAAGGUGUCUGUAAUCUGGUGUUGCUGGGUGGCGCGCCGGCUUCAGCAGUACUGUGGCUGGGACCUGAAAAUCCUUUUAAACAGUGGAUAAAGAAGACAGCACAGAUGUGGCCUCUGUGACUCACUAGGCGGGCGCCUGAUGCUCGCAGGUCUCUCCUGACACUUAAGGUGGCUUCAGCUAAGCCUAUCAGCCCCUUGCCUCACCCUGUAGUAGCUACAGGAAACUUCAGGAGUGUCCUUGUGUGGUCCUUGCAAUCAGCCCUUCCUACAGCUAGAGAUAAGAUUAUCUGCAGGAACUGUGAAUGAAAAACAUUUUGAAAGUCUGUUUUGGGACCUGUUGUAUUGAGAGGGAAGAAGUAUUUAAAAUGUUCAACUUUGUUAUCUAAACCGAGUACAAUGCCACAUGCUCAACUUUUCUAAGUUUUUGCCAAUUUUUCUAAGAUAUUAAAAUGUUUUCUAUGGGU